Molecule: messenger RNA, 906 nt
Organism: Pichia kudriavzevii
Lineage: Eukaryota; Fungi; Ascomycota; Pichiomycetes; Pichiales; Pichiaceae
Exons: 1
Coding region: 1-906 (301 amino acids)
Biological process (GO): tRNA methylation; cytoplasmic translation
Cellular component (GO): cytoplasm
Molecular function (GO): tRNA methyltransferase activity
Source: RefSeq, a predicted model, not a curated record
AUGGGUAAAAGCAGUAAGGAUAAGAGAGAUCUCUAUUACAGAAAGGCAAAAGAAGAAGGCUGGAGAGCACGUUCUGCCUUUAAAUUACUCCAAUUAAAUGAACAAUUUGACCUUUUCAAAGAUGUCAAAAGGGUAGUCGAUUUAUGUGCAGCUCCUGGUUCUUGGUCUCAAGUUUUAAGUAAGGAGAUUUUCAAAGACGGUAAAAAUGAAGAUGCCAAAAUUGUUGCUGUGGAUUUGCAACCAAUGUCCCCAAUAGAUAAUGUCAUUGAGCUGCAAGCAGAUAUUACACACCCAAAAACACUUGAAAAAAUCAUGGAUAUCUUUGAUGGUGAAAAGGCUGAUUUUGUUUGUUCUGACGGUGCACCGGACGUUACUGGUAUGCAUGAUUUGGAUGAAUAUAUUCAGGCCCAACUAGUGCUUAGUGCUCUGCAACUUGCAACUUGUAUUCUGAAGGAGGAUGGCACUUUUGUGGCUAAAAUCUUCAGAGGUAGAGAUAUUGAUUUGCUAUAUAGUCAGUUAGGUUAUUUGUUUGAUAAAGUCAUUUGUGCGAAACCAAGAUCUUCAAGAGCAAGUUCUUUGGAAGCAUUCAUUGUUUGUAUAGGGUAUAAGCCAAGACCUGGAUGGAUACCCAGCCUCAAACCAAACCUAUCAACUGAAGAAUUCUUCCAAGAUAUGAAAAUUGGUAGGUCCGAAUUGAGUGAGGACUUAGCUUUUAAUGAUGAAGAGAGGAAAGUUGCACCUUUUGUUGCAUGUGGAGACUUGAAUUCUAUUGAUUCAGAUGCAACUUAUGCGUUGGAUGAGAAUUUUAAAACCCUAAGUUUGGAUCCUGUGCAAUCACCUACUGCUCCACCUUAUAAGAAGGCAUUGGAGUUGAAGCGUAAAGGUCAAUUGAAGAUUGUAAAAUGA